GAGGCUAGGCUAGAUCGAGGGACCGCCCGCGAUUGCUACGCUUCGCGAGCGUGCUUGCCUGCCAUUUCCUCCCGUCCGCCCCCGGCCCGACCCAAUUCCUUCUCCACCCCCCCUCCCUCCCUCCUCCCCUACCACCACCACCACCACCACCUCCAUCACCUUCUCUCCCCCUCCUCCCCCCUAGCCAGCUAGCUAGCUCUCUUGCCGUCAUCACACCGCCUCCUCCUCUCCUCUCUCUCUACUCCGCGGCGGCGCAUCUCCAUCGCCCAUUCAUUGUUCUUCGCCCGGCGGCGGCAGUGAGUCGACGCUCUAACGCAGCCCGGCGCCGGCGCCGGCGGGACUGGGCGUGCCAGAAGCGCGGCCGAAAACGCGGAAGUCUGCAAGCCGCGGAGAUGCACAAGAUUAUAGCACUUGUUCUUCUCAGUGUUCGGCUCUGAGCAUUGGUUGAUUCGUGAAGUGAAGAUAGCAUGGGCCCUGGGACGGCAUCCGCGUCCUGGGGUUUGCAACUCGGCGUGGUGCUGGUCUUUCUGCUGGUCUCUGGCUGCGAGGGGCUGAGCCAUGAGGGCUGGCUUCUCCUGGCGCUCAAGAGCCAGAUGAUUGACAGUUACCACCACCUUGACAACUGGAACCCCAAGGAUCCAUCGCCGUGCGCGUGGAGUGGUGUCAACUGCUCCUCCUCCUCCUCGUCGUCGAGGCUAGCAGUGGUGUCUCUCAACGUCAGCAACAUGAACCUGUCGGGCACCGUCGGCCCCGGCAUUGGCGGUCUUACCGAGCUGACUAGCCUCGAUCUGUCCUUCAAUGAGUUCUCUGGUGCCAUCCCUCCGGACAUCGGGAAUUGCUCAAAACUGGUGUUGCUCAACUUGAAUAACAACAAUUUUGAUGGUACAAUCCCCCCUGAGCUUGGGAAGCUGGCCAUGCUGACCGGAUGCAAUCUGUGCAAUAACAGGCUCCAUGGUCCAAUACCUGAUGAGAUUGGUAACAUGUCAUCACUUCAAGACUUGGUGGGGUACAGUAACAAUCUCUCCGGUUCUAUACCGCAUUCGGUCGGCAAGCUCAAGCACCUCAAGACCAUCCGGCUGGGACAGAAUCUUAUAUCUGGCAGCAUUCCUGCCGAGAUAGGCGAAUGCCGCAACCUGACCGUGUUUGGUCUUGCGCAGAACAAGUUGGAAGGGCCUUUGCCAAAAGAGAUUGGGAGAUUGGGUCUCAUGACAGACCUCAUCCUGUGGGGAAAUCAGCUUUCUGGCCCCCUUCCUCCAGAGAUCGGGAAUUGUACAAAUCUCAGGACUAUUGCCCUUUAUGAUAAUGAUCUGGUUGGUCCUAUACCUGCAACAAUCGGGAACAUUACUUAUCUUGAGAAGCUGUAUCUUUACAGGAAUUCGAUAAAUGGUACCAUUCCAUCUGAAAUUGGGAAGCUUUCUUUUGCAGAGGAGGUUGAUUUUUCAGAGAAUUUCUUAAUGGGAGGGAUACCAAAGGAGUUGGGCAACAUACCAGGGUUGUAUCUACUCUACCUCUUCCAGAAUCAGCUUACUGGCUUUAUUCCUAGUGAGUUGUGUGGAUUGAGGAACUUGAGCAAGCUUGAUCUUUCGAUCAAUUCACUCACUGGCCCAAUUCCAGCCGGAUUUCAGUACAUGACCAAGCUAAUCCAGUUGCAACUCUUCAACAAUAUGCUAUCAGGGGACAUACCUCCAAGGUUUGGCAUUUACAGUCGACUGUGGGUGGUGGAUUUCUCAAACAACAACAUUACAGGGCAGAUCCCUGGAGAUCUUUGUAGGCAGUCAAACCUUAUUUUGUUGAAUCUGGGGUCUAACAAGUUGACUGGAAACAUACCUCACAGAAUCACCAGCUGUAAAUCCUUGGUGCAGCUUCGUCUCAGUGACAACAGUCUGACAGGAAGCUUCUCCACUGAUCUCUGCAAUCUGGUGAAUUUGACAACAAUCGAGCUGGCUCGAAACAAGUUCAAUGGCCCUAUUCCUCCUCAGAUAGGGAACUGCAAUGCUCUGCAGAGGCUUAACCUUGCAAAUAAUUAUUUCACAUCUGAGUUGCCCCGAGAAAUAGGGAAAUUGUCAAAGCUUGUCGUCUUCAAUAUCUCAUCUAACAGGCUAGGAGGAAGCAUACCACUGGAGAUCUUCAAUUGUACAACAUUGCAGCGUCUUGAUCUCAGCCAGAAUAGCUUUGAAGGUUCAUUGCCAAAUGAAGUUGGUAGACUGCCUCAACUGGAGCUUCUCUCGUUCGCUGAUAAUAGGCUAUCUGGGCAGAUGCCACCUAUUCUUGGUAAACUUUCACAUUUGACAGCACUGCAGAUUGGUGGCAAUCAAUUCUCUGGUGGAAUACCAAAGGAGCUGGGGCUGCUCUCAAGCUUGCAGAUUGCCAUGAAUUUGAGCUAUAAUAAUCUCUCUGGGAAUAUACCAUCAGAGCUUGGCAGUCUUGCAUUAUUGGAAAGUUUGUUUCUCAAUAAUAACAACCUGACAGGUGAAAUCCCAGAUACAUUUGUAAACCUGUCAAGUUUGCUUCAGCUCAAUGUCUCGUACAAUAAUCUCACCGGUACUCUUCCCCCUGUGCCGCUUUUUGACAACAUGGUUGUGACCAGCUUUAUUGGAAACAGAGGACUCUGUGGUGGACAACUUGGCAAGUGUGGAUCUGAGUCACCCUCCUCUUCCCAGGCAUCCGACUCGGUCAGUCGUCCUAUGGGCAAGAUCAUAGCAAUUAUUGCCGCCAUUAUUGGAGGAGUAUCACUUAUUCUUAUUGCCAUACUUUUGCACCAUAUGAGGAAACCAUUAGAAACAGUAGCCCCUUUGCAAGACAAGCAAAUUCUAUCUGCUGGGUCUAACAUUCCUGUUUCUGCGAAGGAUGCGUAUACAUUUCAGGAACUGGUCUCUGCUACAAAUAAUUUUGAUGAUAGUUGUGUCAUUGGACGGGGUGCUUGUGGGACUGUGUACAAAGCCGUCCUGAAGCCUGGGCAGAUAAUUGCGGUAAAGAAGUUGGCUUCAAACAGGGAAGGAAGCAACACGGAUAACAGCUUCCGUGCGGAGAUCAUGACUCUUGGAAAGAUAAGACAUCGUAACAUUGUGAAGCUGUACGGUUUCAUCUAUCACCAGGGUGCAAACCUUUUGUUGUAUGAGUACAUGCCAAGAGGCAGCCUUGGAGAGCUACUUCACGGAGAAUCUUCUUCUUCACUCGAUUGGGAGACACGCUUCACGAUAGCCCUUGGGGCAGCUGAAGGGCUUUCAUACUUGCAUCAUGAUUGCAAGCCUCGGAUCAUCCACCGUGAUAUCAAGUCAAAUAACAUUUUACUUGAUGACAACUUUGAAGCUCAUGUUGGUGACUUUGGGUUGGCUAAGGUAAUUGACAUGCCAGUCUCAAAGUCUAUGUCUGCAAUUGCUGGUUCAUAUGGCUAUAUUGCACCAGAGUAUGCGUACACCAUGAAGGUGACUGAGAAAUCUGACAUAUACAGCUAUGGUGUCGUGCUGUUGGAGCUGCUAACCGGCCGUGCGCCUGUGCAACCGAUAGAAUUGGGAGGUGAUCUGGUAACAUGGGCCAAAAAUUACAUCAGGGACAAUUCUCUGGGUCCAGGGAUAUUUGACAGUAAUCUUGAUUUGGAAGAUAAAGCCGUCGUCGAUCAUAUGAUCGAGGUCUUGAAAAUUGCUCUGCUAUGUAGUAACCUGUCGCCGUACGAGAGACCGCCGAUGCGGCAUGUUGUAGUUAUGUUAAGCGAGUCCAAAGAUAGGGCCCGGACGAGCUCGGCGUCGUCGCCUGCUUCUGAUAAUUCUUCGAAGAAGGAUAGCUCAUGAUUGGGAUUGUGUAUGUAUCGGCAGUGAACUUCCUCAAGGUGCCUCCAGGGUCACUCUACUCCACCGAACAAGCCACACCCGUCAGAGGUCAGACCACUACCAAUAACCAUGGCAGCAGAGGAAGCAGGGAGCCGGGACCCGCACGUCGUCCUCUUCCCCUUCCUCGCGCGCGGCCACAUCCCCGCCUUCCUCCGCCUCGCCGGCCUCCUCCACGAGCUGCGCCCGGGCAUCACCGUCACCCUCGUCUCCACCGCGCGCAUCCUCGAUUCCAUCUCCCUCCCGCCCACCAACCCUCCUAUCCGCCUCCACGCGCUCCCGUUCGCGCCCGCGGACCACGGCCUGCCUCCCGGCGCCGACUCCCUCGCCGACCUCCACGUCCACCAGUUCAUCACCUUCUUCCAGGCGUCCGAGUCCCUCCGCCCCGCCUUCGAAGCGUUCGUCUCCGGCAUCCGGUCCCCGGUCUGCAUCGUCGCCGACGCCUUCUUCGCCUGGACGGCGGACGUCGCGCGCGCGCACCGCGCGUUCCACGCGGUCUUCCUCACCGGCGGCGCCUUCGGCUUCGCCGUCUUCUUCUCCGUGUGGGAGCACCUGCCGCACAGGCUCGCCGCCGGCGACGAGUUCCCUCUGUCCGAUUUCCCCACCGUCGUCCUCCACCGCACGCAGAUCCCGCGGUACAUGCUCGCGGCGACCGGGUCCGAUCCCUGGUCGGCCUUCUUCCGGCGGGUCAUCCCGCUUUGCCGCAAGACCGAUGCGGUGCUCGUCAACACCGUCCAAGAGCUCGAGUCUUCCGGCCUAGACAUGCUCAGGAGGACCUUCGGCGUCCAGCCAUGGCCAAUCGGGCCGAUUCUCGCGGCGCCGACGACUCCGUCGGACUCGCAUGACGAUGCCGGCAUCAUCCGGUGGCUGGACGCGCACCCGCCGCGCUCGGUCCUGUACAUAUCCUUCGGCUCGCAGAACAGCAUCAACGCCGAUCAGAUGACGGAGCUGGCACUGGGCCUGGAGGCCAGCGGGCGGCCGUUCCUUUGGGUCCUCCGGCCACCGCUGGGGCUCGACGCGAAGGACGGCUUCAAGCCGGAGUGGCUCCCGGCAGGCUUCGAGGAGCGAACGGCCGGGGCCAAGAGGGGACUGCUGGUGCGCGGCUGGGCGCCGCAGAUGCGGAUCCUGGCGCACCCGUCCACCGGCGCGUUCAUGAGCCACUGCGGGUGGAACUCCAUCCUGGAGAGCCUAUGCCACGGCGUGCCGGUGAUCGGGUGGCCGCUGGGGGCCGAGCAGUUCUUCAACGCGAUGCUGGUGGUGGAGUGGGGCGUCUGCGUGGAGGUGGCGCGGGGGAACAUGGAGAGCUCGGUGGUGGCGAUGGGGGCCGUGGCCGACGCCGUGGGGACGGUGAUGGGGGAGACGGAGAAGGGCGGCGAGAUGAGAAGGAAGGCGGAGGUGAUCGCGCGCGCGAUGGCGGUCGCUUGGGAGGGACCGCGUGGGUCGUCGGCGGUGAGCUUGGAGGGGUUCCUCGGAUGCGUUGAGAUUUGAGACGUCCGUGCGUUGAGAUUUCCGCCUCGAUGCUGUUACGGGGGGAUUUUCCUGCAAAAAAAAAACAACGGUUUUGCUAAAACUCGGGCUGUGUUUGACAACAAAGCAGUGUAAAAACUGUGGUAUUGGAAAACUACGGUAUUUUAAACUACAGGUACUAGAUACCACAGUUUUCACAUAUUAAAGUAUUUUGUAGUAUUGAGAAUACUAUGACGUGUUUGGCUGGUGUUCA
Triticum urartu is the source of this 5544-nucleotide messenger RNA. The record is from RefSeq and is a predicted model, not a curated record. Lineage: Eukaryota; Viridiplantae; Streptophyta; Magnoliopsida; Poales; Poaceae.